AUGGAGCGAACGAGUAUCCUGAAGGGCUCCUACAUGCACAGUUACAAUGAGCUGAUCUCUGAACUACUGGCCCAGGACACCUCGUGGCUCGGGAUGGGUCUAACUCUACUAUUGUUUCUCCUGUUUCUUGGCACUUGCAACUUGUGGCUACCUAUGCUAACGUUGAUCGGUAUCGGGUGGUCUUUGCUAAUCGCCUAUGCAAUAUACACGCAACUGUUCAAUAUUCCGCAGUUUCCUCUGAUCAAUCUCAUGGCCAUUGUGUUGGCUAUUGGUUUGGGUGCGGACGAUUUGCUUGUCUACUUUCAGAUUUGGACUUUCUCCAAGCAUGCAGUUCCAAUAUUAAAUUCUGACUCCCCUGACCCGGCUAGUAUCAACACCAUUUGUCAAUGUUCGUGUGUUUGGAAACAGCAGAAACGUGAAGCGCAGUCACAAUCAUCCGAUUCGGAUGACCUCGUCUUACCAGGAAGGCCAUCCGUGUCUGUCAGCCACCCGUCUGCUCCUUCUGAGCCGGGUCCAGUGAAUCGACUUCGUUUUACCCUAUCCCAUGCAUUGCCCUCCAUGACUUUGACUACCGUUUCCACCAUCCUAGGUCUGUUGGUCAAUCUAUUCUCAUCCAUUGUUGCUGUCAAGCGGUUUGCUUUGUUCUCCACUCUGGUCGUUGCAUCAAAUCUCUUAUUCGUACUCAUUACUGCGCCUUUGUUUUUUCUUCUCUGUGAUUCGUGCUGUGCGAAUCCGGACGUGUACUGUUGUAUUUCCCCGUUUCAUACAAGUUCAUCUUCUCGACCCGGUUGGGCUUUGAUUUCCGCAUGGUUUGCAACCAUCGUUCAACGUGGUCGUUGGAUCAUUUCAAUCACUUUUCUAAUUGCCCUGACCAUCACGUGCUACCUGCUGUUUGGUGCACGACGAUUUGAUCUACCUCAAACAGGCAGCCAAUCCGCAUCAUUCCUCCGCCCACAUCAUCCGUUUGAAAUGUUCAUCAAUCAACAGAGCAACUGGUUCUGGACCGAACGAGAGCUACAUCAUUGGGAAAAUCUGAUUCAGUUUCAUAUUGUAUGGGGUCUUGUGCCGGGAGAUACACGGUCGUUUUGGACUUAUAGUGAUGCAGAUCAAUACACUACCGCUUCAUGGAUUCCUGAUUCUCAGUUGAACCUGACCUCAUUGGCAUCGCGUCAAUGGCUACAAUGGUUUUGUGACACGCAAUUAAAACAAAUGCCCCACCUUCUCCACGCCAAGUGGUUCGAGCAUCGACCAGACUCGUUGUCCUGGUUCGAUCCGGCUCUGUUGAACCGACAGAUUCAAUUGCCGAUUUGGUGCCCAGUUGGACAUUAUCCGAACUCACUAGACAAUUAUGUGUUUGCUCGAGCUUGCUCACUGCCUAAAACUCACUGUUGCGUGAAUAAUACCGGACUGGAUACACAGAAUGCCCCAGUAGACCGGUACUUGAACUGUUUAACGGAGUGGUUAGCGUACGAAGCUCAUCAACUACCACAGGAAGCUCUGAGCUCCGGAUUCCGGUUUUCCAUGUCUCCCAACGGGAUCAUCAAUGAACCCGUCGGAUUAGUGUUAACUGUCAUCACAAAUGUGGCGGAGUACUUACCGUGGAGCAUCCUUAGUGCUAUACUAAUGGCCAGUAUCCUCAUGCUAAUAACCUGUCGCAAUUUGGUACUCUCCCUGGUCUCACUUCUCUGUCUAAUCGGUUGUUUAAUGAUAGCCGUCCUGCUUUUGGCCUUGUUAGACAACUGGACAUUGGGUGUUGUGGAAGGAUUGGUUUUGAGUUUGGCUUCCGGCCUAGCUAUCGAUCCGUGUUUGCAUUUAGCCCAAACUGUGUCCCGGUUGCACAAAGCACGUGGCUGUUGCGAACCCGCUGGUUUCGGCCCGGUUCUCCAUCGGGCCUUGACAAUGCUCAAUCCGGCUGUGACCGGGUCGACAUGGAGCACGGCACUCGCAGGGCUGUGUAUGUUAUCUUGCCAAUUGUUGUGCUAUCACCAAAUUGGAGUAUUUCUGGCCACACUAAUGACCUGUUCGUGGUUAAUCUGUUAUGUGACAUUUGCUAGCAAUUUCGCUUGUUUAGACGACUUGCUUCGUUGGUGGACUCGUCGCUAG
This is a messenger RNA of Echinostoma caproni, 2103 nucleotides long. NCBI's taxonomy places the organism in Eukaryota, Metazoa, Platyhelminthes, Trematoda, Plagiorchiida, Echinostomatidae. The record is from the annotation of a GenBank genome assembly.